CACAUGUUUACUGAUUUCUAUCAUGGGAACAGCCGAGUUUGUGCUCCAGCUAGAGCCGUGCCACUGGAGGAAAACAUCCCUCCCACCACUUUGGCAGAGAGCACAUUCUAAACUGUCCCACAUGCAACAAAACGGACAUUAAAGGAAGUAAAGUACUUGUUCUUAUUUUACUUGAUCAUCUAGAGUCAGAAGAAGUGACUUUAUCGGACAACAGAGGAUGGAUUGAUUUAUUUUCCAGCGCUUUUCUGUGCGUCUUUCAACCUGCUGCAGACGCUUCUGAACGCCAAAAGUUGCAAGAUGCUCAGCUUCCAUCACUGUUCAUUGUUCCCUGUGGUCGCAGCGGCUGUCCUGACAGCUGUUAAAGUUAGUGAAAGCCAGAAGAUUCCUCAAGACGAUUGGCCAUCACAAGUUUAUCCCACCGUCAAGUUUCAGGUCCUCAAUGUAGACCAUGUGUUUCUGAGGCAGGACAGUGAAGAACGUUCUGGGAACUCCAGCCUGAAGGCUCAGACUCAGACUUUCCUCAUCACUAGUCCAGGCGCCCUACAGCCAACAGUCAACGCCUCAUUUGGACCCCUAACUGUAGAUGCCCCUAUUCCUUCCGACCAACUCCGCAGUGGGCGCCGGAUCUUGCCGGUCAUACUGGGCCGCCAGGUUCGCUCUUCUUCCCCUGUUGUCAAGAUCCUCUUCCACAUGCCCGCAGAUGGUAACGUUACUACUGGGCAAGAAAGGAUGGGAUCAGGAGAAGAUACAGGGAGUAAAAGCGCUGGAGCCAAGGCAAAAGAUGGCGCUCACUGUGUCACGGCGUAUGCCUUCUGGGACACAAGGGAAGUCCGUGGGGCAUGCCUGGUGCCUCCAGGUGGAUUCUGUGUUGCCCAUCUUAAGCCAGAAUCUACUUGGUUCAGCUCAGGAAGCCGAUCAAGCAGCUCCAGCAGGGAAGCAGGAAGAAAUGAUGGAAUAAAGGGGCUUCAGGGGAACCUUGUGGAGGUUUACUUCCAGAGCAGGAGGGAUCAGACAGGUCAGUGUACACCGCAGGAUAGCCUGCAGCGUGUUGGAGUGGGAAGAGGAAGAGAUUCUGGGAGAUCAGGGACACCCAUGAGGCGGAUAGGGAGUGUCAGUCUUCUCAGAACUCCACCAGGGAAUCCCACCUUUCUUCGACUGAGGCUCGGAGGCGCUGUGGUCAUCCAGACCUCUUCCAAGCCCCUGAAGACCACAGAUGUUGCAACGUUCUAUGUCUUCCUGGCAAGCACAUCUGCCUUGGAAAGUUUCAGUCUCAGGGCGACAGUAAAAACAGGCCUGUCAUUCAGUGCAGCGCGACCCAGCGACUCGACGCUGUGGGACAUUGUUGUGGAGCCUGGCAGAGGAGCGACUCCCAACACUGUGUCUGUUGUCUGCCAGAGGAAGCUUGCUGUCACUGCAAAGAGGGGUCUCUUGGAGGUUUUGCAGCUGGACUUUGUCCCAAAAGAUGUCUCCGAGCAGAUUGAGAGUCAGACUAUCUCCUGGCGAUUGGAGAUGCCUGGUAACAUUAAGGAUGUUGGAACAAUGCGGAUCUACACGACCAGGAAAGACUAUGUGGGGCUGGCACCAAUAGUCAUGAGCUCUGAUAUCUUGAACACUGCCAUGCUGACGGGUAAGACAGUUUCUGUGCCUGUGAAAACGCUCGCUGUGGAGGCUGAUGGCUCAGUUACUGACGUUACCAACUUCACCAGCUGCAGGUCUGGAGAGGACGAUGUGCUCAAGGUGUCAGAACGAUGUGAUUACGUUUUUGUAAACGGGAAGGAGAAACAGGGGAGGAGUAAGCUGAUGCUCAAUUUCACUUACGGAUUCCUGAGUGCCCAGCUGGAGAUGAACGUUUGGGUGCCCCGCCUGCCCUUGCUCAUCGAUGUGGCUGACCCUGAGCUCAGCCAGAUUAAAGGCUGGAGGGUCCCUGUUACCACAGGAAACAGGAGGUCGACAUGGGACAGUGAGGAAGAGGAGGAGAUGAGGAAGGGCAGGGGUUGCAUGCUGCAGUACCAGCACUCUACACUCAGGGUGCUCACACACUUUAUUGCCCAGACUGAUAAUGAUGUGCUGCCUGACCAGCUAAGGGGGGCGGAGCCUGUUCAGUACUUCCUCAGUCCUGAUUGGAAGGUGGAUGUAACAAGUCUGGUUCGCAAUUCCCUAAAAGUGACAGAUCCUGAAGUAGCCAAGGUGCAGGAUGGGAUGGUACUGCAGGGGCGGGCUGUGGGCACCACUGCCGUACAGGUGGUGUCCCCUGUGUCGUCCGUGGUCCUGGCUGAGAGGAGCAUCAGGGUGGUGGAUGAUAAAGUGAGUGUGACAGAGCUGGGGGUGCAGUUGGUGUCUGGGCUCUCUCUGUCCCUGCAGCUCAGCCCAGGGAGCAACAGGGCUAUCGUUGCCACAGCAACUGCACGGGAGAUGAUCACGCAGCCAAAACAGGAAGCUGUGGUGAGCUGCUGGAUUCAGUUCAGUGAUGGUACAGUCGCCCCGCUGGAGCUGUUUGACCGCAGUAUCUACUCUCUGACAGUCUCUACCCCAGAUCAAGCGGUGGCCACGGUCCGUCGCACCCCAAAGUCCACAUUUGUAGUGGCACAAGGUGAGGGUGAAGGCCGAGGGGUGCUUGUUCGAGUGGAGCUGCGGAUCUGUGAGGAAUGUCAGAAGUCUAAGAGGAAGAGCAAGCUGGCUGUGGGCACGGGGCUCCUCAGGAUCAACUUCCAGAGUGGCAGAGUUGUAGGAACAGGUGGUUAUAGUGGCACUGAAAGAAAUAAAGCUUUUUAUGGUGGUGCAUCAGAAUUGGUAGGUGAGCUUAAAACAACACAGCGUGCUUUCACAGGUGUGGACAAAUUGUUUUUCAGAAGCACAGCACUUAUUCCGCAAGGGACCAACCUUGCAGAAACCACCACAUCAACCACAACUUCAACAAAAAAUCUGCCGCCACAUGUUGUGUGGAUUGGAACUACAACCAGAGCCACAAGAAGUAGCACAUUUGCUGUCAAUCCCCCAACUACAACUACGACCAGACCUAGUUUUAAUAUACCACAAAACACCCCCAGACCCAUAGUUCCAACAGUGGGUUUGGUCAAGAAAGGAGAAGGACAGAAGAAAAGCUUUGGAAACAUGCUUGAUAACCCCAAUUCACCCCCUAACAAAGACAUUCCCAAAGCAGACAGAACACCAAAUAGCGAACCUCCUAAACCGAAAAGUCCGAAAGUUAUUGAGAGCGACCUGAUAAGGACAUUCAAGGCCAUGACUGACUUGGAAAUUUGCUUGUAUGCUCUGGUGGGGGUCUCCUGUAUCGCUAUUUUGGCAUUUUUGAUCAACUGUGCUUCAUACAACCUCUGUUUCCGCAAUAACAAGACCCCUAUCCAGGCGGGUCCGAUACCCAUUGUGGUCCCCAAGGAUCACAAGCACGACUGGGUAUGGCUGGGAAGCAACAAUCAUGGCCCUCCCCAUGCUCCAGGUGCCCCAGUUCAAGUGUCUACAUUAAAACGUGAGCCCCAUCGUCCCCUGGAGCCGCGUCAUUCCGUAGACUCUGCCGGCCAUAACACCCUACCAGCCGUGAUCACCACCAAUGUCCCUGAAAGGACUGCCACCCUUGGCCGCAGUAGGUCCAGCUCUCAGCAGCAGUUUCAGAAAAAAGCAAUCGACCCCAUGGCGAACCGUUCGGCCACCUUGUUGGCCAGACCUCAUCGCUGUGAGCCGCUCCAUUCCCCCACCAGUAAGCGGAACCAGGUCCAGUUUACCACCUUCACCACUCUGGAUAUCAAGCACUUGGCAGCACUGAAGAAGAAUGGCGUGGACUUAAACUGGGCGAACCAACAGGCGCAGCAAGUUCAGAACCCUGCCGUGUCCCAGUCACCUUUGCCUGACAUGCCUUGGCCUGUUGUCAAACCUCUUGGAGAGCCUCAGUGAAUUUGUUGGGUUCGUCCAUGUGUUUGAAUGAGUAUUUUUUAAGAAGAGCGAAAAAGAGAGAAUCACAAAGAGAUAGAAAAAUAAGUGUACAUACAAAUCAUUUUAUGGUGUUGAAUGUCCAAAAGAGAGGUCUGUUUUUUAAUGAAAUAUAAAUUACUUGUAUUUAUUGAAAUAAAAUUAAGAUUUUUUUUUAUAUUACAGGAGUUUGUGCUCGGUGAGAGCUUGUAAAUACAUUAUGUUAUGCUGUACCCAUAAAGGAAACAUGCAAGCUAAAGCGUUAAUUCCUCUAUUAUUGAAGAUUCUUAUAUGUAAAUGGGUGUGCUUUCCAGAUGUGAAGUUGUAAAUAUACAUAUAUCUAUACCACAAUUUAUUUCUACAUUUCUAACUCUCAUUAUAAAUGCAUUUUUUCAUAACCUUUUACUUUUGCACUAUUCUGUUGCCCCUGUAGGAAUGGCUCCAGAUGUUUCUAGUUGUGAGGGUACAUGCAGUACAUGAGGGAUUAUUUCCUGUAAGUAAUUCUAUUCUUUUCCAGCCUUUUGUACUCUUUUCUAGGAUUCCUCCUGAGAUUACCUGAAGAGUCUGUGCAGUUUGUCAGAGAGUAUGCAACAUUUAUUAAGUUAUUUUAGGGCAAUCUGUCUCUGUAUUCUUCACCGGAUACUUAUUCAAAUCAAAUGCAUGCUAUGCAAAUAUAGUCUGUGCAAACGUAGGUCUGUGCAAGUGGACAUUGUUUUUGAAUUUUUUAACAAAGUUACCUUGGGCGUCUGGCUUCUCCUGGGGGGCCUGGUUCUACAAUUUGUAAAAAUGUCUGAUAUUCGUCUCUUGACGCAGGGUAAUACAUAUUCAGCUCUAAAAAACUGUCAUGCGUGAAUUGGAAAAGGAUGAUGCCUUCAGCUUUGUAACAUCCUCUUAUUUCUAAACCAAAAUGUCAUGUGUAUUCCCUGUGAGAUUCUACAAUAAACAACAAAUGGAUACAUUUGUUAUGGUUGCAA
Molecule: messenger RNA, 4895 nt
Organism: Notolabrus celidotus (New Zealand spotty)
Lineage: Eukaryota; Metazoa; Chordata; Actinopteri; Labriformes; Labridae
Product: transmembrane protein 132C
Exons: 10
Coding region: 298-3906 (1202 amino acids)
Source: RefSeq, a predicted model, not a curated record